UAAAUGAUUGCCUUUGUCAGCCUACAUUCAUCCUGUUCAUAAAGCAAAUCCAUUCGGCAUAAAAGGACUUGUGUAUUAUUAUUGUUUUAAGUGGACGCAGAAGGAUGAAAGCGAGCGCAUUGCGAGAGGAGAAUUUUUUCUGGGCCUGGUAAAAGUUAGAGCGAGGCUUUCGUAAUCACUUCGGUUUGGUUAUGAUUAGACGCAGGGUGGGGGUGGCUUCAGAAAAAGCACUUAUUUACUGAGAGGGAAAUGCAGGUGGUAAAACUGCAAGGGGGAAGAGAGUAGAGGGGAGAGAUUUGGGAUGAGGACAAGGGAGGGUGUUUGUUUUCAUCUCCAAAAUAUGAAAGAGAAAAAAAGAAGUCCGAAGGAAAAGAGGAGCGAGGGAGCGUUUGGCCUGCGAGCGGCUGGUUCCGCCCACGGGGCCGGGCUCCGUCCUUGUCUCCUCCCCGCGUCGCUCACAUCCACCUCUCUCUCGCUGCUGAAGGGCUCAGACGGUUGGUUUGCUCCGGCGCGUCUGGGAGACAGCGAGCGCGGAGCGGGGCUGCUGUUCCACUGUGGCGGAGCAGGCGGGGGAUCAACUCCCUGAGAGAGAGGGAUAGACCAGAGCUGGGCCGGGCAGGGACUCGGGAGAGACGUGUCCUGAAGCCUGGACACGAGUCCCAUACCAGCGCGAAGCUACACAUUCUCAUUCGCUCUCUUCCUUUUUGUCACUGAGACUUGAAAGCAACGCAGGGAGGGCGAGAGGGAAGAAGGGCGGUCUCGCUUCUUCUUGCUGUUGGUAGCUGAGGGGGACGCGAGGGUGGAACAUGUUUGACUGCAUGGAGGCCCUGGGGAUGGGACCCCGGCAGCUCUUCAACGUGACCGGCCAGGGCGCCUGCAUGCUCCGUAAAGCAAGCCCCUUCUUCCCAGGGCUGGACCCCUUCGCCUGGACCGGCACCUCCAGCAUUCAGUCGGUGGAGACCCAGAGCACAAGUUCAGAGGAAAUGGUGCCCAGCUCACCUUCUCCGCCUCCACCACCACGUGUCUACAAGCCCUGCUUUGUGUGCCAGGACAAGUCCUCGGGUUAUCACUAUGGGGUCAGCUCCUGUGAGGGGUGCAAGGGCUUCUUCCGACGGAGCAUCCAAAAGAACAUGGUAUACACCUGCCACCGUGACAAGAAUUGCCAGAUUAACAAGGUCACACGCAACCGUUGCCAGUACUGCCGGCUGCAGAAAUGCUUUGAGGUUGGCAUGUCCAAGGAAGCUGUGCGCAACGACCGCAACAAAAAAAAGAAGGAUGUGAAGGAGGAGCCAGUUCUGCUUGAGAGCUACGAGCUGAGCGGGGAGCUGGAGGAGCUGGUCAGUAGAGUGAGCAAGGCUCAUCAGGAGACCUUCCCCUCGCUGUGCCAACUGGGCAAAUACACCACCAACUCCAGCGCCGACCACCGGGUUCAGCUAGACUUGGGCCUCUGGGACAAGUUCAGUGAACUCUCCACCAAGUGCAUCAUCAAGAUAGUGGAGUUUGCCAAACGGCUUCCGGGUUUCACCACGCUCACCAUUGCUGAUCAGAUCACCCUGCUCAAGUCGGCCUGUCUGGACAUUCUGAUGCUCAGAAUCUGCACCCGAUACACACCUGAACAGGACACCAUGACCUUUUCAGAUGGACUGACGCUGAACCGCACACAGAUGCACAAUGCAGGCUUUGGGCCACUCACUGACCUGGUGUUCGCUUUCGCCGGCCAGUUGCUUCCUCUGGAGAUGGAUGACACAGAGACUGGGCUCCUUAGCGCCAUCUGCCUCAUAUGUGGAGACCGCAUGGACCUGGAGGAGCCACAGCGUGUGGAUCGCCUGCAGGAGCCCCUGCUGGAAGCCCUGAAGAUCUAUGCCCGGCGCCGUCGCCCCAACAAGCCUCACAUGUUCCCCCGGAUGUUGAUGAAGGUCACUGACCUCCGAGGCAUCAGCACUAAGGGGGCAGAGAGAGCAAUCACGCUGAAAAUGGAGAUCCCAGGUCCCAUGCCACCUCUCAUUCGAGAAAUGUUAGAGAACCCUGAGGCCUUUGAGGACAAGGCUGAGCAUGGCAUUGGUGCCGCAGCAGUAGGCCCAAUCAAGCAAGAGAAACAGGAGGAUGCUGGUGCUACUGAGAAUAGUUUUGAGCCCUCCCUGGAUGAGGAAGAAGAUGACGAGGAGGAUGACGGCGAGGGGGAGGAACGAGAGAGAGAGGCAGACAGUGACGGAGAAGCCUGGAGGUCACAGAAGCCUGACAUGUCCAGGAAAAAUCACGUGGGGCGGGCACAGUGAAUAAUCUCAUCUUCCCUCUCAACCGCCAACACCCCAAUGACCAGCCAUCUUCAUGCACAGCUGUCUCUCGGCUAAAGUCCUCCGCUCACGGUUCGGCCUUCUGCCACACAGUGUCACAGCUCCUCUGGUCUGGAGCCCGGCUUCUACAAAUACUAAUGUGGUUGUCCAGAUCCCUCAGCAACACAAUGAUUCCACAGAGAGGAAAACCAGGAAAAAAGCCACAAGAAAUCUCAUUUAACUGAUCUUGCAGACUAUGAGAGAGGAAGCUGAAGGAGAACUGACGUUCCACAUAUUGCCAUUAUUUUUUGCAAUGGUAGAAACAAAAGGAAGUGCCAAAAAUGGAGAACACCAGUUCUGAAUGGUGAGCUCUGGUUAAAGUGCCCAGACUCUUCUCAGUGCCCCUAUCAUGGUCCAGUGCUUUCCCAACCAGUAGUGGGUACACAUGAGUCUUUAAAUAAUGACUACAGAACAAUCCGAAAAACGCAUCGUUUUGGACCUUGGUUCUUUUAAGUAGUUUUCAUUUGACAUGUAUUCUGCUUUGUUUCAUAUUCUAACAGUAUACGUAUGUGUACACUGUAUAUGUCUAUGCAUAUAUUUUAUUGCCUUUCUUGUUACUGUUGCAUAAUGACCUUUUAGCCAUGAAAGCUUACCAGAACCAAGUGCGCUGCCAAAUCAUAUCUAGAUCAACUCAGCUGCCUCUCCACUGGGAUUUUGAACAUUGGCUGAAUGAGAUGAACGGCCAAACCACUGGCUUUGUAUCUAGAGUCUACGAUAAGGGAUAAAUGUAGCCUGAGGGUUCAUAUGAAAUGACUCGUCCUUACUUCCCGAUGCUGUUGUGUCAAAAUGCACAGUUAUAUUAUUGCAGCUUGGAGGCUGAUGUUCUAACGCCUGCUGUGAAGGACUAGCAUCUGACUCUCCUGCUGGGAUUCAAGCCAUUGAUCCUUCACACCAACAGUGUUCUCUCCUUUUUUUUGUGCAUAUCUGAACAUUGCUUCACUCUGAGACAAAGGUGCACAGUUUAUCCCUCUACUGUGCUUUCUUCAUCUGGGUUUUCCUUUCACUCACCGCUACUGAGCGUAUCCAUGUCUGCAGCACUUUCGGUCCCGCCGUCAAAGAAAGCACAGCAGAAAAAGACAAACAAGCUAUGGUGAUGGCAGCGGAGCGGUGUUGUACACCCACCAUAACUGAUGUAUCUGGUUUACCCAUGUCAGUGAAACAUGUGAACACACACAGAUGCACAGAGACGAACACAAAGAGCAUUCUACAACCAUGAAGGUGCCUGCUUCAGUUUGCUUCAGGGGUUCUUUACACGGCAGCAUGCUCAGGGCUACUCUGUCAGGACCAAACACUAGGUGCUCCCUGGCAUACCAGGCAAGGUAAUAUUCAGAUGUAUUAUUCCGAUUUGCUUUCCACACUGCAAAGUACUUUGCGAUGGGAAGUGGCCAGAUAACUUCAGCCCAUCACCAGGAAGAGAUUUCUAAAUGUUUAAAUUCUUUCUUUCUCCGGCAGUUUGAAAGAGCGAAGGUGAUCGGCCUGGCAAGUCUAUGCAUAGACUGGUUACUUUUUCUUUUCAUUAAAGCAAUAUGAAAUCACCAGCCUAUCUUUUGACAGUCACUGGAAUUUCUCUCCCUGUACUUGUGUGUGUGUUUGAUGAGUUUACUGAAACCAGUAUGUCAGCAAGACUCCAUUUAUGUAGCACAAAUAAGAAAAGAAAGACCCAUGAGACACUUUCGUUUGAGCGCAGUCUCUAGGUGGUGCCCACUGCGGUGCCUCAUUUUUCUUGUUUUUCUGUAUCUGUCUGGCUAGAUGUGGGUACUAUCUUUGUUUUACUCAUGCUGUCAAAGUCUAUCAUAUUAAAAUAAGCCUUUUUUUUUUUUUACUGGGAACGGGUUUUAAUAAAUAA
This is a messenger RNA of Scleropages formosus (Asian bonytongue), 4179 nucleotides long. Its product is annotated as retinoic acid receptor gamma-A-like. Lineage: Eukaryota; Metazoa; Chordata; Actinopteri; Osteoglossiformes; Osteoglossidae. The record is from RefSeq and is a predicted model, not a curated record. Gene Ontology annotation, cellular component: transcription regulator complex; nucleus. Gene Ontology annotation, biological process: retinoic acid receptor signaling pathway; cellular response to corticotropin-releasing hormone stimulus; regulation of transcription by RNA polymerase II. The coding region runs from base 807 to 2276 and encodes 489 amino acids. Gene Ontology annotation, molecular function: zinc ion binding; nuclear receptor activity; nuclear glucocorticoid receptor binding. The transcript has 8 exons.